This is a messenger RNA of Gracilinanus agilis (Agile Gracile Mouse Opossum), 1698 nucleotides long. It is a transcript of the gene ACAA2, whose product is annotated as acetyl-CoA acyltransferase 2. The transcript has 8 exons. Bases 132 to 1118 code for a protein of 328 amino acids. The record is from RefSeq and is a predicted model, not a curated record. NCBI's taxonomy places the organism in Eukaryota, Metazoa, Chordata, Mammalia, Didelphimorphia, Didelphidae. Gene Ontology annotation, biological process: fatty acid beta-oxidation. Gene Ontology annotation, molecular function: acetyl-CoA C-acetyltransferase activity.
GGGGAGUGGAGGGGGCAGGGCCACAGCCUACUGUUGCGCUACAAAGUACCGGCCUGCUGGGCUUCUAGCAAUCAGCACUGCUUCAGAGGAGAGUCUCCCGGCCGCGGAAGUAGCCCCAAACCUGUCCAGUCAUGGCCCUCCUCCGAGGUGUGUACAUAGUUGCUGCCAAGAGGACACCCUUUGGGGCCUUUGGAGGUUUACUGAAGGAUUUCUCCGCCACUGACCUAACUGAACUGGCUGCAAAGGCUGCCCUGUCUGCUGGCAAAGUUCCUCCAGAAAUUGUUGACAGUGUGAUUGUGGGCAAUGUCAUGCAGAGUUCUGUAGAUGCUCCCUACCUGGCAAGGCAUGUUGGUUUACGUGUGGGAGUCCCUCAGGCCACCCCGGCUCUGACUCUUAACAGACUCUGUGGCUCUGGCUUCCAGUCCAUCGUCAGUGGAUGUCAGGUAUGGAAAUAUCUGGGGUUUGAGUUUGUGGAAGGACAGUACCACCUCGGAGCUUUAGCUCAUGAUGCUGGCCACUUUAACAGUGAAAUGGCCCCAAUUGAAGUGAAAGUAAAAAAAGUAAAACAGAUGAUGCAGGUGGAUGAACAUCCCCGGCCCCAAACAACAUUGGAACAACUGGCUAAACUCCCUCCAGUCUUCAAGAAACAAGGAACCGUCACUGCAGGAAAUGCUUCAGGAGUGUGUGAUGGAGCUGGGGCAGUGAUCAUAGCCAGCGAGGAUGCUGUUAAAAAGCAUAGUUUGACCCCUCUUGCCAGAAUUGUGGGAUACUUUGCAUCUGGAUGUGACCCCACUAUCAUGGGCAUUGGUCCUGUUCCUGCCAUCAAGGGAGCACUAAAAAAAGCAGGGCUGAGCCUGAAGGACAUGGAUUUGGUGGAGGUGAAUGAAGCUUUUGCUGCACAGUAUCUUGCAGUAGAAGACUCUUUGGGCCUGGACCCAAGCAAAACCAACACGAAUGGAGGAGCCAUUGCCCUGGGCCACCCAUUGGGAGCCUCCGGAACACGAAUCACUGCUCAUCUAGUUCAUGAAUUAAGACGUCGAGGUGGAAAGUAUGCUGUUGGAUCAGCUUGCAUUGGUGGUGGCCAGGGUAUCGCUGUCAUCAUUGAGAACACGGCCUGAAGACCCAAGGACAUGACAAUUAGAGGCCUUAGCCUGUAAACAUUUAUUUGGUAAAUUGUGUAAAAGUAAAAAAAAUAGAACUUUUGCAUAAAUUUCUGACACUGACCCCAUGUUACCAAAGAAACUUUCACUGUACCAGGGGUUGGGGGUAGGCAGGGGAGACAAAGUUGGGUUCCAAGGACACUAAAGCAAAAAUAUCCACUCAUACAGAAUGUGUGCCCAUCCUAAAAACAAAACCAUUUUUCCAAGUUUGGCACCAGUAGCAUAAGAUAUAUUUCAUUAGCCAAAAUUCAACUAAGGAAACUUGGCAAAAGUAGGAUUCCUACCCUAUAACCACCAAAUAGACCUUUUUGCCUUAUUGCAUAAUUGCAAAGCCUUCUUACCUUGUUGCCUUAAUUCUCUAAUGUUCCUUGGCUCACUCCCCUCAUAAAAAAUAAUUCCUAAUUUUGUUGCAGUCAGAAGGCUUUCACUGCAUAUUUUUGAAACUGCAUUUGUUGUAUAUUAAGUGCAUUUCAUAGAUCCUUGUAACAAAAAUUAUUAUAAAAUAUCAAUAAAAAGUCAUCUCAAUUUCAUGUUACUA